AUGCGGAGCGCGCCGAGCCAGUGCGCGGUAACCCGCGCCCUGGUCCUAGCCGGUCUCUGGCUGGCAGCAGCCGGGCGCCCCCUAGCCUUCUCGGACGCGGGGCCUCACGUGCACUACGGCUGGGGUGAGCCCAUCCGCCUGCGGCACCUGUACACCGCCGGCCCCCACGGCCUCUCCAGCUGCUUCCUGCGCAUCCGAGCCGACGGGGGGGUUGACUGCGCGCGGAGCCAGAGCGCGCACAGUUUGGUGGAGAUCAGGGCAGUCGCUCUGCGGACCGUGGCCAUCAAGGGCGUGCACAGCGUCCGGUACCUCUGCAUGGGCGCCGACGGCAGGGUGCAAGGGCUGCUUCAGUACUCUGCUGGGGACUGUGCCUUCCAAGAGGAGAUCCGCCCCGACGGCUACAACGUGUACCGGUCCGAGAAGCACCGUCUCCCCGUCUCUUUGAGUAGUGCCAUACAGAGGCAGCUGUACAAGGGCAGAGGGUUUUUGCCCCUGUCCCAUUUCUUGCCCAUGCUGCCCGGCAGCCCAGCAGAGCCCAGGGACCUCCAGGACCACGUGGAGUCGGAGAGGUUUUCUUCACCCCUGGAAACAGACAGCAUGGACCCUUUUGGGAUUGCCACCAAAAUGGGGUUAGUGAAGAGUCCCAGCUUCCAAAAGUAACUGAGGCUCUGGCCUCCCUCCCUCCCUCCCUC
Molecule: messenger RNA, 692 nt
Organism: Herpailurus yagouaroundi (jaguarundi)
Lineage: Eukaryota; Metazoa; Chordata; Mammalia; Carnivora; Felidae
Gene: FGF19
Product: fibroblast growth factor 19
Exons: 3
Coding region: 1-660 (219 amino acids)
Biological process (GO): fibroblast growth factor receptor signaling pathway
Cellular component (GO): extracellular region
Molecular function (GO): fibroblast growth factor receptor binding; growth factor activity
Source: RefSeq, a predicted model, not a curated record